Anguilla rostrata (American eel) is the source of this 1214-nucleotide messenger RNA. It is a transcript of the gene rnasekb, whose product is annotated as ribonuclease, RNase K b. The coding region runs from base 25 to 429 and encodes 134 amino acids. The transcript has 3 exons. Gene Ontology annotation, biological process: nucleic acid metabolic process. Gene Ontology annotation, molecular function: RNA endonuclease activity. NCBI's taxonomy places the organism in Eukaryota, Metazoa, Chordata, Actinopteri, Anguilliformes, Anguillidae. The record is from RefSeq and is a predicted model, not a curated record.
AUAGCCGAAUCAAUCUGUCAGCUGAUGAAGAACUACUGUCGUCCUUUAAAAAAAUCGAAUGUCUAUUUUUUAGGGCCGAGAAUAUAUACUACCGCCGUAGCUAGCUUGAUAAAAACACAAAUCAUGCCAUCUCUUUUAUUUUGCGGUCCAAAACUGGCCGCUUGUGGAAUUGUGCUAAGCAUCUGGGGAGUUAUAAUGCUGGUGAUGCUGGGCAUCUUCUUCAGCGCUCACUCUGCCGUGCUGAUCGAAGACGUGCCGUUCACGGAGGAGGACAUACGCAACGAUAAAAACCCACCGCAGACGAUCUACGGACUGUACAACCAGGUCGGCUACAACUGCUUCAUCGCGGCUGCCAUCUACGUGGUGGUGGGGGGCGUGUCUCUCUGCCAGGUCCGGCUCAACAAGCGCAACGAGUACAUGGUGCACUAGCGCCCCCCUACUGGAACGAAAGAGCACUGCAUUUGCCUCAAACAGGAAAUGCAGCGAUCUUACAACUGGAUUUUAGGCCUAGCAUAGAUCAUACUGAAUUUUAUAGGUAACUGGUUGAUAACAGAUUAAUUUAUGACAGGAAAAACCAGCCCCUGAUCAUUCACAAGAGUUUCAGAGUAAUAAAUAGUGUAUCUUAUGCACAAGAUUAAAAUGUUUUCCCUCUUGAACCAAACCACAGGACCACACCUUUGCUGUAAAUAUGUUUGCAUGUCCAGGGUUAUUUUACACAUUCAUUAGUUUCCAAUAAGCAGUGCAGAGAAGCUCUGUAAUACAAUGAUAUAUGUAACUACUACUUAGUCAUUAUCAGAUUGAACAUGUAUUUAAAAUGUCUAGUAGGAUGUGCUUUUUUCCAUUUCUUGCCGUUUUCCCAGUUUAAAUGAAGCCAUCCAGGUCAGAUGGCUAUAGCUGUUCAGGUAUGUGAGGUGUGCUUGUGUAUGGUGCCCAUUUUGAGUGAGUUCUGUUUGCUCCCCUGUUAGUGACACCAGUGCUUAAUCCAGUAAGUCAUUAAUCACACUGUUCCUACCUUAACUGAGGCGUGUAGCUUUCUGAAAGGGCCUACCCUGCUGGACUGAGGUGUGUUUACAAUAUUUAUUGUACAGUGGUACCGUUUCAAACCUAUGCCCGCGAAAUGAAACCUGUCGUCUGUGUAUCUGACCCGAGUUUGUCGAUGUUGUUGGGCCCACCCAGCUGUGAUGUGUGAUGCAGUAAACUGAUUGUCAUGGAAA